GGGCAAUAGCUCCCGGAGACCCUUCCUGAUUGAGUUUGUCGAGUUUAUUGAUUUUGCUUCCCUCCAUUCUUUUGUGUUUUGGUUGGUGGGGUGAAACGAGGCUGUGAGAUUCAAAAGGCGGGAAGGCUGAAUGAAAAACUACAAGGCUAGCAUUUACCAUCUCCAUCUAUCUCUUCCCCGCAGUCCUCAUGAUUUUAAUGUUACAUCUCAUUUCACUAUCGCAUUUGCCUGUACAUUACAGUAGUGGGAUUGAUGUCGAGUUGUCGCAUUCAUUCUCACUGCCACCACACAUUUACUUUACUGCCGCGUUUUCGCCCUUUCGCAUUUAUUUCAAACAUCGCAAUUUUUCCCUCUCACAUCAAACCCUCAUCCAAAGUCGAACAUCUUCCUUCCUCCAAAGCCCUCCAACAUAUUGAAAGUCCUACCCAUCGAAAUACAAAUGCUCCUUUUCUUCCUUAGUUCUUCAAGAGCUACUGCCAUAGUAGCAGAGAAAUAGAGUAUCACCAUUACUAUGCCGAGACGAUUGGAAAGGUGACGGCGGAUGAAGUUCUAUGACUAUCUGCUAGGCCAUUGCCGUGGAGGCCUUCUUCGUUUCGCUCUAGGAUUCAAUACUCUUCAUCAGAUGGGGUUCUUUCUCCCUCUGUUCUAGAGCGAAACGUAAAAGGCCUCCGGAGAACCAGCAGAGCGUCAUACCGAGUACGCUCUCAUCUAAAUCAAGAACCACUACACCCUCAUUUAAAGCACAAACUACUACGCCCAAUUCUACUAUAUUUGGCAGCAGUAACAACAGUGAUGAUGGGGAGGAAGAUGAUGGGUCCAGUAGUGAUCAAGGAACAGUUGUUAUUGAAACUGCUAAAUGGGCUAAAGAGCAAAGGAAGAGGGUAUCGUCAAGGCAGAAUAGGAAGGAUAGUACUAGUCCAACGGCAAUGAGUAUCGAUCUACAUCCCUCUGCUCCAUCAUCCAGAAGAUCAAGCCGGUAUUCUUCUUCCAGACAAUCGUCAUCAUCAACAAAUUACAGGGAGGAAAAUAAGUCGGAUAUGGAUAUGGAUAUCGAUAAUGAUUAUGAACAGUUGAAUCGUCGUCAUUAUGGUCAUUCAUCAUCACAACCACAACCACAAUCACAAACACAACAUGAAAAUCAACCAAGUCCACCACACACUCCCUAUGUCACACAAAAUCCAUCCUUCUCCUCCCCUUCCUUCUUCUCAAAUUCAGAUGAAGUUCGUGGACCGUCACAAGAACAGGCGCAACAAAAUGUCCAAAUGAGUUUGUAUGCAUAUCUGAGGGGAGUGCAUCCGAGGGCUAGUGAGGAUGAGGUUAAGGAGUUGGUGAUCAGGUACAUAGAUAGUAUGGGGAUUUUUAGGUAGAAUGGAAGUGUAGGUGGGAAGAGGAGGGAAGGGCGAGUGUUUGAGGGAGAGCAUGAUUAUACGCUAUGAGCAAGCUAGUUCGGGGAAGUCAUAGUAAGCGGGGAAGCCCACGCGGAGGAUAUGGUGGGCUUGAUCGUGGGUCAGGAUGGUGGAGAAGGUUAUGCAUGAGGGAAGGGAGACUCGUGAAAGGCUAGUGAUGUAUGCCGGGUGGGAAGAUCAAUUGAUUUGGUGGGGGUGAUAGAGGGGAUUUUGUUGCAGUUUUUGUUGCAGGCUUUCUUAUGUACAAGGGAGGGAAAAGAGGGGAGGAGAUGGGUGGAGGGAUAAAUUAGAGGAGUUUAGAUUUCAUGAUUAAAUUGGAUUAGAUUAGAUUUGAUGGGAUAUUGAAAUUGCAUUUCUAGGGCAACGAAUGAAUGAAUGAAUUUUAUUAUACUCA
This is a messenger RNA of Botrytis cinerea B05.10, 1800 nucleotides long. RefSeq lists its product as hypothetical. The record is from RefSeq and is a predicted model, not a curated record. The coding region runs from base 927 to 1367 and encodes 146 amino acids. Lineage: Eukaryota; Fungi; Ascomycota; Leotiomycetes; Helotiales; Sclerotiniaceae. The transcript is spliced from 3 exons.